Molecule: messenger RNA, 7828 nt
Organism: Oncorhynchus masou masou (cherry salmon)
Lineage: Eukaryota; Metazoa; Chordata; Actinopteri; Salmoniformes; Salmonidae
Product: voltage-dependent calcium channel beta subunit-associated regulatory protein-like
Exons: 11
Coding region: 581-3295 (904 amino acids)
Biological process (GO): negative regulation of voltage-gated calcium channel activity; negative regulation of calcium ion-dependent exocytosis
Cellular component (GO): secretory granule; plasma membrane
Molecular function (GO): transmembrane transporter binding
Source: RefSeq, a predicted model, not a curated record
UUUUAGUAUUCUAUUUAAUCGACUACUGUCCGCAUGAAGAUUUCAAAAUCCAUCUCACUAUUUUCAUUGAAUACCAGUUUAAAUCGGUGAUAUUGCAGACAGUCCAUGGAAACAGCUGGCAGCGCAAGGCCGUUUUUCUAAAAUGAUUUGACAUAAAUAUAAUCAAAUAUAGAAUAGAAUAGCCUGUAGAUUAUCAGGCACGCACAGAGACGCGUUCUUGGAAUAUACAGUCGAUAAGCUAUUAGCGAUCGCUAUACUUUUAUGUUGAUCAAAACCAGUUCAUCCCAACGUCAUGGACUGUACAAAGGAAAUAUCAGAAAGAGACGAUCAAUUCAGAUGUUAUGUGCUCUUUAUAACAACAAAGGCAAACAACAUAAGCUGAGCUUCUGGUCAGAGUCUAGGCAAGCCUAUGCUGAGAGGACAAAAUAGCCCUGAGGAGGCUGGCCAGCCAGGUGGGUGGGCAGAGGCAGGCUGAGAAUGCAGCAAGGGAGCUGAGGAAGAUCUGAGCAGGGAGACCCUAACAUCCAGACCUGCUGCACACAGCCCUCCAUCAGGGGGGACGCUCACGCUCGCCUGGACCAUGAGCAAUGAGUCUACCGUCUGGAUCAACCUCACCGAGAACUCCACCGGGGUCCCAUUUGAGCCUGGUAAACAACAGGAUGGUUACGUCCUACUGCUGGUGCUCCUGUCCAUCUUCCUGGGGGGAACCCUGGUCCUGCUGUCUGUCCUGCUGAUCAUCUGCAGACGUUGCUGUGAUGGAGACUGCCGCCAUGCCAGGGCCAGCGAUGACCCUGAGAAAACCAACACCAGCUACAUGGAGGAGUCUCAGCCAGUACAUGGACAGAUCACCAUCCGUGUAGACGAGUCAGACUGCCUAUCGGCCGCCAGCUCCCACGUGGACAUGGAGACAGAGCGCUUCCUGUCCACAGGCACCCACGGUGGCCGCCGCGUCUCUUUCAAUGAGGUGGCACUCUUCGACCACGGCAAGAAGGCCCAGGAGAAAGGCCGUAGAUUUACGUUGACUGAGGGUGACUUCCACCACCUGAAGAAUGCGCGGCUCACACACCUCCACAUCCCACCGCUGGCCCUCAAGAUCGUCACCAUCCACGAGUGUGAGUCAUCUGAGAACAGCAUCGCCAUGACGACCUGCCCCGCCGCCAAGUCCAGCCUCUCCAUCUUCCAGCCACCUUUGUGUGCCCGACGGCCACUGUGUCCCCUGCCCCAGACAGCAUUGACCAGUCUGAGUGUCAGCCCCAGCUCAGCCCUCCCUGGGGACACCCUUAACUCGGUGGUGGACACCAGCUUCAGUGAGAGUCCCUUGGCACCGGGUCCCAAGGAGCCCAGCACCAGCAGCAUUGAGGUGAUGGUGCCUGGCUCCAGGAAUGGGGGGAGUCCGUCUUUGAGUGAAGGGGCGUCGGUGACAUCUGUGACAGGUGCAUCUCCUGGCGUAGGGGUGGGGCAGGGCCCGGUGCUGCAGUUCUUCACCAAGCUGAGGCGCCAUGCCAGCCUGGAGGGAGCCAGCCCAUACUUCAAGAUCAAGAAGUGGAAGCUAGACAGCAGCCAGCGGGCCUCCAGUCUGGACACCAGAGGGUCCCCUAAGAGGAGGCAGUUCCAGCGGCAGCGCGCUGCCAGCGAGAGCAUGGACCAGGAGGAUAGCGACGCCCACCACAUUGACCUCAUCCAGUACAUUGCCAGGACCCAGGACGCCACCUAUCACCCCUGCCGCCCCUCCGCCUCGGCCUGCCUCCUGCCACACUCCUCCCCCUCCACUCCACCACCCUCCCUCGGCAGGUUAGAGGUGGAGGUGGUGGUGGAACCCAGCUGCAGCAGGGGCCAGGGGCUGGAGGUGAUCGGCUUAUCCCCGGAGCCCCAGGACGAGGCAGCGAGCCUGGGGGACUGUAGACCGGAAAACUCAGCAUCAGACCACCAGGCCCUGUACAGAGACAUCUGGACACUCCGGGCCUCCCUGGAGCAGUAUGGCUCCUCAGACCAGAUCAACAACAACGACAGGGACUCUGUCCGCAGCGAUGCUGACAGUGUCUGCUCUCUGAGGGGGCCAACCAAGAGGGGGCUAACCAGUUACCUCUCCCAGGACAUCGGGGAUGGGCCCGAGGGGGAUGUGGAGCUGCCCAUGGAUGAAGGGAUGGGAGAGAAGGAGAAAGGGGGGAAGCAGGACAGUGUGGAGUCAGAGAGGGGCAGUGACGGGGAGUCAGGGAACCGUAAGUUAAUGCAGAUGGACAGUGGGUAUACGUCUAUAGAGGCUCCAUCACGGGCGCCAGAGGAGCUGAGACUGUUUGGCAGUAGUGGCAGCAGUGGCAGUAUAGACAGGUCUGCCCUGGAGAAGAGACACUACUUCACCAGUGCAGGGGGCACUGGCACGGUGGUCGAGAGCUUCGAGGUCCGCAUCUUCGAGGAAGAGCCAGACGAGGAGACGCCGGCGGGUGCAAUGGGCGGCAUGACCAUAGAAACGGCCAGGUCUCCCCUGGACUGGUCUCCGUACGGUCAGAUGUUCACCCCGCGAGAGGCGCAGCCGCACCCCCACCCCCCCUUAUCAAUUCACCCCCGUGACUACAGCAUCGACGAGAAGACGGACGCGCUCUUCCACGAGUUCCUCCGCCACGACCCCCAGUUUGACCAGCAGGAGACGCCGAAGAAACAUCGCUCGCGCAUCCACCUCCGCAAGCAGUGGCAGCGCCACAAGCAGUAUAGUGACCCAGGCGUUCGCUACCAGUACCACUCCUUUGAGAGGCAGCGGAACCCCCUCCGACGAGGCGAUAGCGUCAACUACCCGCUGGACACAGGCUACCACAGCACGCUUCCACGCAUCAUCAGUGCGCCUGACGAGGAGGCCAGCGAGGGGACCCCCAGCACCCCCCAGACGCCCAAGGCUGAGGCGGUGGUGGCGGGAAGGGCAGAAGUUGCCGAGGUACAGGAAGGAGACAGGAGAGAGAGUCCCAGCAGUAGCUGUGGCAGUAACACCGUGACCAUCACAGACGACAAAGGGAUGGCGUCCUGUUCCCCUCCCCCGGAGAGAGAGGGUCUGCUAUGGGAGCAGCCCGACCCCCAGGAGGACACUAGGCAGGCAGAACACCCCCCUGAGCCACCUGACGAGCCCCCACAGCCCACUGACAAGGGCUACGGCCCACAGACCAUCACAGCCGAGCUGACGGACAAGCUGAGCGCAACCCUGGACGAGCGGCUGUACACGGGCCUGCGACGGACAAAGGACCCGGCGGCGGUAACUGAGUGUGUGGUGACAGUCACUCACGCCUCCCCCGACCACAGCCCAGUGUAGCAUGUCUCCAGUCCUCCUCCACUCCUCCCUGAUCUUUGUGUUUGAUUUGAUUUGAGUCUGCGCCAGGUAACUGCGAUGUCUCUGUAUCUGUCUGAAUUAGCAUGUUCCAGACCCGUAACAUGAAAACAGGCUACACUAUACAGUGUCAUGUAGGCUAGCUGAAGAAUCCACCCCUAGAUAGUGUCUACAGUACCGUGGUGUCUCUGACUGCUAUGAUUCCUUUCUCCUCUGAGAGAAGUGACGAUGUUAAAGGAAAACACCACUAAAACUAUCCUUUGGUAUUUUUUUCAUUAGUCCACUGUUGAUACAGUACCAAAAUGUUUUGCAUGUCAGCAGUCCGGUUUCCAAGAUAUUGGACUUUCAAAAAGCAAAGUGUCACCGGCCACAUCAUCAUGAUGACGCUUUGCUUCUUGAAAGGCCAAUAACAUUUUGGGACUGUAUCAACAGCCGAUCAAAGAAAAGAAAGUAGAAUAAUUGUGGAUUUUCCCUUUAAGAGCCAAUAUGCCCUCUGAACUAGUCUAUCCACUGUGAAACCAGGUGCUAUUAAACAUCUAAAGAUCUGGAUACAAAGUUUAUCUGGGCCCUAUAGGCCAGUCCUGGCUGAAUAUCAAAAUAGGUUUAUCAAUGUUUACAUCACUUUUUCAUCACUUCAUUUCUUAGAUAUGGCUCUGGAUAUCUUGUCUUUGGCCAUUGACAUAUAUCAAAUUCUUUCCAUGUGGCAUUUUCAUCAUAAUUGUUUUACAAAUAAUUAGGUAUCCCUGCUAUUUUUUCGAAGUCAAAUUUUAACUUUGUCCACAUGUUUCUCGGGACAUAUGAAUACAGUAAUCUACUACUUCAGUAUUGGUCAUUAAUUCAAGCAAUCCUGUAAAUUGUAAUGUAUGAUUGAAUGUUUUCGGACAGAUUUCUGUUGAAUCUUGAUGUAAUUGAAUCAGAAUCUAUGGUACUAGGAACAGAAAACAGUCGACCAUGGAUUUGAUGAUGAAGAUAAAUUGUUUCUCAUACGCUGUCAUUAAAUGGAUAUGACGAGGGCCGAGGCUCUCCUAAUUUGGACACUGACUAUAUUACAGCAUUUAUAUAAUUACAGCCUCAUCAUGUCCACUCUGGACCAGAGCAUUAUCCUUCGUCAAAUGUCCUUGUCGCUGAAUGUCUGGACUCAUGUUUCUAUUCAAAGAUGUUCUUAAAGGGGAAAAUUGCUUUCCAGAAAAGUUAUGGUUGUUAGGACAUGUUGUUCAAUGCCGUUGUAUUUAUUGUUGACAGAUUUGAUUUAAAUGUGUCUAUGCUCGUCUUAUAUUUCCUCUGCUUGUGACAAUAAGUGGCUUACAGAAGGCCAGGGUGAGGAGAGUUAAAAUCCAGGUUUUUGCCUAAUUUCUGUGCCAGAAAAACCUUGUCUGCAAAUAGAGGGAUCGCAAUAGUGUUACUGACAACUCUGUUAGGAGCACAUAUCAAAGGCAGGCUCCUUUGGCCUCCCCCAACAGUGUUGGUUAGUGCAGGUCUAUAGCUGUAACAGUUUAAAUUAAGGCUUUGAAUGGGGCCAAUGUUGCUCUCGCAGACAUUUGCGUUCAUUGAAUUUCUUCAUACUUUCUCGUGCAUGGGUUCACCAAACCGGCUUUUUUUGUUUGCUUAUAUUCUUUUGUUUCCCCCUCCUUCUCCUGUGAAAGUAGACAACGCAGCAGCGAUCCCCCUGGGCUAUAAGGACUGCACUUCCAAACCAGAACAAAUUCCACAUUUUCUCCUCUGACUUCCUUUGUGUAGACUUUGCCACCCAAUGCUGCCAUUCAAGUAUAACCACAGAUUAUGUUUUAUGGGCCAAAAGAAGGCAAGGAUUUUUUUAAAAUUGUACCUUUAUUUUACUAGGCAAGUCAGUUAAGAACAAAUUCUUAUUUUCAAUGACUGCAUAGGAACAGUGGGUUAACUGCCUGUUCAGGGGCAGAACGACAGAUUUUUGUACCUUGUCAGCUUGGGGAUUUGAACUUGCAACCUUUCAGUUACUAGUCCAAAGCUCUAACCACUAGGCUACCCUGCCACAUGCCCAUUCCAGAAGUACCUUGGAAAUUAUUUUGCACUUAGCUGUGUAAUGGCUGGGAGUGUUGUGCAUCUCCCACAUGCUACAGUCAGCAGCUCCGGCUCCCAGCUCUCUGACCCAAACUGUAAAGAUAAUCCUGUUGUUUUUACGGUAACUUACUGGCAGCCAGUUACCUGUAAGUUACUGUAAUAAAAGGUACUGUAUGUUACCGUAAAUUCCAAAUAAAUUUUGGUUUAACAGUACAUUACUGUAAGCUUUAUCCCCAGUUUCCUCAGAAGCUAGUUAUUGCUUUACGUUUAGAGGAAAGUGCUGCAGGAAAAGGUGCUGAAUAUGGUCUCUGGCUGAGGGUGUAACACAAUUAAGAUUAAGAUCACUUUAUUGGUCAAUUGGUCACAAGGUCCAACCAAAAUUUGACUUCUGCUUUAUCUUAACCCCCCCCCCCGAAAGACAAGCAUACAGAUAACUGCAAAAAUGAUGGAUUCAAUGUAUAUUGAAAGCAGGUGCUUCCACACAGGUGUGGUUUCUGAGUUAAACGAUUAACAUCCAAGCACGCGUAGGGUCAUUUAUCAGACUUGCCUAGUUAAAUAAAGGUUAAAUAACAAUUUAAAAUAAAUAAAUGUAUAAAAGUGCUGGGGAGGCUAUUAUUUUGGCUACCAUGGAAACUCUCCCAUAGAAUGACAAUGCCCCCAUCCACAGGGCACGAGUGGUGACUGAAUGGUAUGAUGAGCAGGAAAACGAUGUGAAGCAUUUGCCAUGGCCAUCUCAGUCACUAGAUCUCAACCCAAUUUAACUCUUACAGUAUGGGAGAUUCUGGAGCGGGGCGGGAGACAGUGUUUUCCACCACCAUCAACAAAACACCAAAUUAUGGACUUUCUCAUGGAAGAAUGAUGUGGCAUCCCUCCAAGAGUUCCAGACCCUUGUAGAAUCUAUGACAAGGUGCAUUGAAGCUGUUCUGCCUCAUGGUGGCCCAACACCUUAUUAAGACACUUUAUGUUGGUGUUUCCUAUAUUUUGGCAGUUACCUGUACACACAUACAUAUAUGUAUAUAUAUAUAUAUAUAUAUACACACACACAUACACAGGUUGGAGCAGGGGGCUGCCACACUGGGCACCUGUGGAGCAGUUGUUGUGGGGGAGUUAAGUCCCUUGCUCAAGGGCACAACAACAGGCAAUGGCAUCUAGGAUUUGAUAUUAGCAACCCUCCGGUUGCCAACUCCAGUCCUGACAGAUUUUUCCCAGCAGACCUGGGACUCAAACUGGCAACCCUCUGGAUGCUGGCUCGCCUCUCUAACUGCUAGGCUACCUGCCAUUGCAAUAAAGAUAGACGUUUCUGUAAUUGGGAAAGAGGGAGAUAUUUCUAGCUGUCAUUUCCCUAUGUUUGGGUGUGAUUGUGCUACUUCACAGCCCUGGGGAAUCAGAUCUGUUUCCUCUAACAUGGAGAUCAGACAGCUCCUUGUUAUAGCAGAGUGGACUCACAGGCAGAAGGCACCUUCCCUCAUUAGACAAAGAAUGGUCAAGAUGAAAGGUGGUGAGAGGGCUUGAAUUUGUCUUCUAGUGUGGAGAGGCUAGUGAUAUCCUUCCUUUCUGUCUCCUUCACUUAGCCCACACAUCAGUGCACAUUACGUCACCAUGGGAAACCCAGGGGCUUCACAUGUUUCAGCACCAUUUUGUGUUAUUACCAGGUGCCUUUAUGGAGGUGUUGGAACAUCAUCAAGGAAGGAAAAAGACCAAUCCUUCAGCCAGUCAUCUUAGGAACAAACAAGAUCAGAUGCCUUUGAGGUUACUGGUUACUUAACAUUUUCUGAUUAUUGUCAGAAAUUAGAGGAAUAGUGCAUCAUUUCUGCCAUUUAGUUGAAUUGAUGGAAGAAAGGGGGUGAUAACACCAACAUAAUGAAAAAGACUAGAGGGGCGAACAAAUUAGUACAUUUGUACAAAAAGUUACUUUGUUGUGAGAUACAAGCACAAUGUUGGAGGAGCUAAUGUAGUCUAUGUCUUUUAUUAGGUGUAGAUGUAACUGGGGACACUGGUCAAAUACUUUUUGUAUAUGAACAAGUAGCCUGUCCAAUGCAUUGAUGCAUUAGGGUGCAUAGGUUUGCAUGCCAAUUAACCAUUUUAAUACGUAUCUCCAUGUUUCUCAGAACUACUGUACCAAAUGAUUCCAUGGUUGUUGGUCGACACUUUUGAGGCAGAACAUAGACAUUUAAAUCAGCACUGGUACUUCUAGAGGUUUUGUAUUCUAUGACAUUUACCUUUGUUUAGGAGUCAUGCAAUGCUAACUGAUAUGCUAUGAUUGUGAGAUUUAUUUCCAUGAAAGAAAAAUAUAUAUAUUUCUGUAUUCCUGCUUGUUAAUUAUUAUUGCUCAAUUUCUCAAAGAACUAGUUCAAAAAAAAUAGAGCUUUAUAAACAACUUAGCCUUUGUUGACCCCUACCUAUUUGAGCCUUGAGGGACCAAACAAUUGAAAAUGUUAUUUUGGAGUUUUCCAAUCAGUAAAUAAAUGAAUGAAGCAUUAA